AUGAUUCACUUGGAAGAACAUCGAGAAGUUGGUGAUGGGCCGAAAAAAGCUGAACAAUUAGCAAAAGCACAUGCUGAAUACUGUCAACAAGCUAUGGAAGACGUAAAUAACGCACGCUUAUUACGUGAUGAAGGACAAGAAUUAAUCUCAUCACAAGAUGUUGAAUUAACAGCAAGUUUGUUACCAAAGUGUGAUGAACUUGAUCGUAUGGCUGAUGCAUUAAGCGGCGCACUUGAACGACGUGCUAAAGUAUUGCAAUUAAGCAAGGAUAUGCAUCAACAAAUACAUGAGGCAAAUAAUUGGUGUCAUCGUGGUGUUGAACUGUUGACAACAAUACCAUAUGAUUGUACAGCGAGUAAUGCUGCCAAUGCAUUAACAACAGUGGACAAAUAUAUUGAAGAAGGCGAAUCAUUGAAGGUUGAAAUGAUUUGUGAUAGGUUGGAUACUUUUAAUAAUGAACCAGAUUUAAACAAAUUGAUAAUGCUUACUACGACUGAAACAUCAACAUUACUUACACAGGUUGCAGAACGUAUUGAUGAUAUGCGACGUCUAAGCGUUUCGCGACGUGAUGCAUUACAAAAAAUAGCAAUGCGUGAAAUUCGUAAACCACCUGUUCAGGUUGUUAGUCCGGAAAAGUUACAAUGCUCGAAUGAUGAUAAACAUUGUUCGGUUACUAUCGUUAAUAAGAAUUCAGUUCCAACAUCACCAACUAAA
Messenger RNA from Loa loa (African eye worm), 714 nucleotides. RefSeq lists its product as hypothetical. Lineage: Eukaryota; Metazoa; Nematoda; Chromadorea; Rhabditida; Onchocercidae. The record is from RefSeq and is a predicted model, not a curated record. Gene Ontology annotation, molecular function: guanyl-nucleotide exchange factor activity. Gene Ontology annotation, cellular component: cytoplasm. The transcript is spliced from 5 exons. The annotation marks the transcript as partial.